AUGCUACUCCGAACAGCGGGCAUCUUGGCCCUCGCACAUGUCGCCCUAGCGGCUCCGGGUUCAAAGGGGCAACAUGAGCGGCGUCCGUUGACUUUUGGUCCCGACGGAAAGUUUCAGAUUGCACUCAUUGAAGACUUACAUUAUGGAGAAGCACCAGCCUCAAACGGGCCGAUCAAAGACGCUUUGACAACCAAAGUCAUUGGCGAUAUACUCGAUGAUGAGCCUGAUACUGAUUUUGUCGUUUUUAACGGCGACAUCAUAUCUCGGGAGAACAUUUUUAGCCACAACACCACCGAGUAUAUCGAUCAGAUGCUGGCACCUGUUGUGAGCCGCAAUUUGUCCUGGGCGACCAUCUACGGCAACCAUGACCCAGGUUACAAUCGCUCAACAAUGCAGAUGCUAGAUCGGGAGCGUUUAUUCAAAGGAUCCCGCACGCUCUCUCAGGGGCCCAAGUCCUCAAAUGAGCGCCUAGGUGUCUCCAAUUACUUUCUUCCCGUAUAUGACAGCGACUGCUCAACGGGUUGCAAUUGCAUUCCCAAGUUGAUCAUGUGGUUUUUCGAUAGCCGCAGCGGAUUUGAAUACAAAACCCUGAGUAGCAAUGGCACUCGCGUCGAUCGUCCCUCUUGGGUUGCUCCCGAAGUCGUCGACUGGUUUCAGAAGCAGAACACAGACCUCACGGCCAAGUACAAGCGGACCAUCCCAUCGAUCGCCUUCGUACACAUACCAGUAAAUGCAUUUACCGCCAUCGCAGCCGGACCGGGUAUUGAUCCCCGUCGCCACCCUGGCCUGAACGACAUGGCCAUCACCGGCCAAGCAUUCGGGUGGUGCAAAGACGGCACCAAGAACAGCAGCUGUGCCUGGGGCGAGCAGGACAUUCCGUUCAUGAAGGCCAUGACGUCCACGCCGGGUCUGAUGGCCAUGUUUUCGGCUCACAUCCACGGCGCCUCGUGGUGCUACAAGUGGACCAAGGACACGAUGCCGGGGUAUCCUGUGCAGCCUGAAGUCGAAGGAGGGCUGAAUAUCUGCUUUGGGCGGCGCACGGGAUAUGGGGGAGCCGGAGACUGGGAGCGUGGAUCUAGGGUACUGCUCUUGGAGAAGGAAAAGCUGGCGAAGGGGGAGUUGGAUACUUGGAUUCGUCUUGAGUCUGGUCAAGUUGUUGCUUCGGUGGCUCUGAAUGCUACUUAUGGGCAAGACUUGUACCCGGCAAUGUAG
Molecule: messenger RNA, 1212 nt
Organism: Pochonia chlamydosporia 170
Lineage: Eukaryota; Fungi; Ascomycota; Sordariomycetes; Hypocreales; Clavicipitaceae
Product: calcineurin-like phosphoesterase
Exons: 2
Coding region: 1-1212 (403 amino acids)
Cellular component (GO): cytoplasm
Molecular function (GO): hydrolase activity, acting on ester bonds
Source: RefSeq, a predicted model, not a curated record